AUGUAUUUGAAUCUAGUUGACCCAAUUGUGGAAAAACUCGCGGCAUUCGGCGGGAUUCAAGCCCGCAUAGGAGGGAAGGCCUUCUACGCAAGCCAACGCUCUACCUACUUGAGCUACGAAUGUCGCGCUUCACACCCGAAGAUCCAGGGGAUGCGGGUAGACGGCCUUUUUGAGGAGGACGAGGAGGAGGAGAAGGAGAAGAAGAAGGAAGUGAUGGACGUGCUCUGA
This is a messenger RNA of Dibothriocephalus latus, 228 nucleotides long. The record is from the annotation of a GenBank genome assembly. Lineage: Eukaryota; Metazoa; Platyhelminthes; Cestoda; Diphyllobothriidea; Diphyllobothriidae.